Molecule: messenger RNA, 5071 nt
Organism: Diorhabda sublineata
Lineage: Eukaryota; Metazoa; Arthropoda; Insecta; Coleoptera; Chrysomelidae
Product: fibroblast growth factor receptor homolog 1-like
Exons: 12
Coding region: 307-2598 (763 amino acids)
Biological process (GO): protein phosphorylation; positive regulation of kinase activity; multicellular organism development
Cellular component (GO): membrane; signaling receptor complex
Molecular function (GO): ATP binding; fibroblast growth factor receptor activity
Source: RefSeq, a predicted model, not a curated record
AGGAGGGAGUAUUCAUUACUCGGUUCACUGUCUACCGCGCGCCGUAGGAGAAAAUAGACUCCUGACUCCUUAAAUAAGUCAGAUGUCAGAUACACUCAAUUCACGUCCCGUGUUAGUGAGUGCCUCAGUGGCUGAAAAUUAAGAAGACGCGCGUGCAUUAAUAUUUAUAAAAAUCUUAAUUAAUAUCAAAGUUCGAAUAUUUUGAUGUAUAAUCAUUUUAUAAAAACUACUAUAUAGUGGCAAGUGUUAAGUUGAGGAAAAGUGUUGGAAUUUUUUCGCUUUAUGGGACGUGGCAGAGCAUAAAUCAUGCAGGUUCAUAUCUGGAACUACAUGAUUUUAACUAUAUUCACUGAAUUAGUAUCAUAUACUGUAUCUUCGAUAGAUAUCGAAGAAAACAAUAAUGAACCAAACGACAACGUUGAGUACAUAACAACAACAAAUGAUAAAACCGUAAUUCUUCAGUGUCCAAGAAACGACAGCCGCAUAACAUGGAAAUAUUUAUAUAACAAUGAAGAUUUAAGUGGCGAAAUAAUUAAGAACAACUCUGCUACUUAUGAACUUAAUUCGAAUUCCCACCACAAUAGCAGUCUAUAUGGAUGUUUUCUUAACGAUUCAAUAUUAUUAAAAAAAUUUAAUGUAACUGUUUUCGAAGCUCCCUAUUUCAUAAAAAAAAUGCAAAAGCUAGUAGUUAAGCCUGCUGGCAAUAUGGCUAGAUUAAACUGUAAAGCUGCGGGAGUUCCUUCACCAAAUAUAACUUGGUAUAGAGACGACAAAUCGCCUCCUACUCGAAAACUUGGGGACAUUAAGAUCAAUCAUUGGUCUUUAACAUUGGAAGAUCUGGUUCCUAAUGAUAGAGGAAAUUAUACGUGUCACGUUUGCAAUAUCGUUGGUUGCAUUAAUUUCACUUUCGCUGUAGACGUUGUGGAGAGGUAUCCUUCGAAACCUUAUAUAAAAGAUGGCUAUCCACAAAACCAAACAGUUUUAACUCACACAAACGUUACUUUUGAAUGUCCACAAAUUAUUGUUGAUUUGGAACCGUAUAUUCAGUGGUUUAAAUUAAAUGGUACUGAAAUAUGUGACGAAGAUUUAAGUAAAUCGAAUUGGACAAAAUUAGAACAGAAGAGCGAUGAUGGUAAAAUGAAUGCAGAAAUAUAUGAAAUUCUCAAUGUUACUCACGCUGACGAAGGCUGGUACGCCUGUUUUGCUUCUAAUAGUCUCGGAACUACAGUAUCCAGAGCAUACCUCACGGUAGUUGACGAACAGCCAGUCCUGGAAGAAGAGCCAAGCAGUUCAAGAGCUAAUGUGGGGGUAAUAGUGAUUAUAAUCGGCAUUGUUGCAAUAUUAGUAGUUUUUGUAAUUUCAUGCAUCUGUAUGCAUUAUCGACAAAAAAUUAAACGAGAAAAACGAGAAAAAAUGAUUGCUGUUGAAACAGCCCGUGCUGCUAUUGUUACUCAAUGGACGAAAAAAGUUAUUAUAGAAAAAAUUACCAAUUCUUCGGAAAAUAUUUCAGAGCCUCUGCUCAUGCCAGUUGUUAAAAUAGAAAAACAUAAAUCUCAAAACGCUAAUUGCGAAGAUGGGAUGGUGUCUGAAUAUGAAUUACCUAUGGACUCUGACUGGGAAAUACCAAGAGACUCGCUAAUAUUGGGAAAAACUCUAGGCGAAGGUGCUUUCGGUAGAGUUGUUAAAGCUGAAGCAUCUAACAUAGUUAAAUCUGGAAGUAAAACUAUUGUUGCUGUUAAGAUGUUGAAAGAGGGCCACACCGAUAACGAAAUGAUGGAUUUAGUGUCAGAAAUGGAAAUGAUGAAAAUGAUAGGACGACAUAUAAAUAUAAUAAAUUUAUUAGGUUGUUGUACACAACAAGGUCCAUUAUUCGUAAUAGUAGAAUAUGCUCCUGAUGGAAAUUUAAGAGAUUUUUUAAGACAACAUCGGCCUUCAGCUGGCUAUGAAUUAGCUGUCGGAGAAAAGAAGGAAAAGAAGACAUUAACACAAAAAGAUUUAGUAUCUUUUGCUUAUCAAGUUGCUAGAGGAAUGGAAUAUCUGGCUUCGAGAAGAUGUAUACACAGAGACUUAGCAGCAAGAAAUGUAUUAGUAAGUGAUGAUUAUAUUUUAAAAAUAGCUGAUUUUGGAUUAGCUAGAGAUAUCCACUGCAGUGAUUACUACAGAAAAACGACAGAUGGAAGAUUACCUGUUAAGUGGAUGGCUCCUGAAGCCUUAUUCCACAGAGUUUACACCACACAGUCAGAUGUUUGGUCUUACGGUAUUUUGUUAUGGGAAAUUAUGACAUUAGGUGGUACACCCUAUCCUUCCGUUCCAAGUGUAGAAAAACUGUUUCAGUUGUUACGAAAUGGACACAGAAUGGAGAAACCGCCUUGUUGUUCUUUAGAAAUAUAUAUGUUGAUGCGUGAAUGUUGGAGUUACCAACCAAAUGAACGUCCAGUAUUUUCCGAGUUAGUUGAAGAUUUAGAUAGAAUAUUAACUAUCACUGCAAAUGAAGAAUAUUUGGAUUUGGGUUUGCCUCAGUUAGACACCCCUCCUUCAAGUCAGGAAUCAAGCUGCGAUGAAGACUUUCCAAUUUCUAUUCCACAGCAUCUGCCCUAGUCAAUAAUUUAAAAUAAAAACAUCAAUGGAACUCGAAAAAUUUCAUGAUUUGACAAAGUGCUCCAUACUUUUGUUUAUAUUACCAGUGGUACUACUGUAUUGUAUUCUCAUAUUGAGUAAAAUACGAACAAAAUAUAAAUAAAAUGGUAAAUAAUGGGGUUUACUUAUUGUCGUUAAAAUAUUACUAAAUGUUUUGUAAUUGUUGUAUGGUUUAACAUAUGUAUACUGCAAUCUGUCGUAUAUUGAGUUUUAUAUUUGAUACAUAGUUGUAAUAAUAAUAAUAAUACUGUAAAUCAUACUACAGAAGUUGCGUCGUGUUAAAUGGCAACAUAGAAGAAACAGGAAUUGAAACUGAUUCUGCGGAUUGCAGAGAUGAAUAUAAUCAAGGAAACUAGCAAAUCAUUAGUUAACAAUAGUAAAAAAUACAAACGAUUGAGCAGUUGUUGGUGGAUGGUGCGUACAAUACAAUCUACCCAGCAGAUUUCAUUUUAUGUACAAUAGCUUUUCGGAAACUAUGAUCCUGCAUCAGAUACAUCACCUAUCAGCUGAAUGUGAAUACUUAUCUAGAACUAUAUUUUUAUAAAAGUUUUGGUGAAAAUUUCAAAAACUCAUUAUACAAAAACCUAUUAUUUUAUAGGUUUCCUUUGUUUAUGGACCUUAAUUCAAUUGUCAAUCAAUAGAACCGCAAGAAUCAAUAUUCUGUCGAUUAUGCUGCUCAUAAGAAUUAAUAAAUAUUAAAUUUCAAACAGGUACAAAAGUCGUCGCACUUUCGAGAGACUAUAGCGCAUUUUUUAUCGUUAGCAAUCAUAACAAAAAUCUUAAUUCAUAAAACGAAAUUUUAUCUAUAAUUUCAUUUAUUUAAUAAUUUUUUUCUCAUUAUUUCUUGAUAAUUCUCAUUAUGAUAUGUUUUAUGGAAUGAACAAUAACCCUAAAUGACAUGAAUUGACGUCCAUUGAAGCCAAAUGACGUCUAUUUUUAUGUUGAUCGAUGACUUAUGAUGUCUAUUAAUGUCGAUUCACGUCAAUUCCUGUCAUUUGACCAAUGGAAUCACAUUUUGGUUAAUUUCAUUAAAUUUUUCCUAAAAAUGUCAAAAAUUUCAUUUGUUUCGGCACAUAUACAGCUAUAUAGGAAUUAAGUGCAAAAAACCUGUUCCUUUGAGGACAGACGGACGAACGAACAAAACGUCAGCUUUAACACAUUUAAAUCAAAAUGCGCUAAAAACAUUGCAAAUGAAACAAGAAAAGUUAACCCAAUCAUAAUUUCCGAGAAGCUCCAUAGUGUUACUAUUCUGAUUAGGUGCCUAUUAGACUAAAUUAUUUUCGUCAAAAUAAGAUUCACGACUUUAUUAAGAUUAUAGUUUAUAAAUAAACUUAACUUAACUUCAUAUAAUUUGAAAAUUGUCAAAUAUUCAAUCUAAUUUCAGUAGUUGUUAGUAUUCAUCAAUGUCCAACAAAUCCAUUUACAAUCAAAAAUUAUGGUUUCUAACUACAUAUCUAGUCUCCCCGUGUUUGUUAUUUGUAAUAUGAGCGACAUUAAUUUCAAUACAAAGUGUAGGUAUAUCUUGCUAUUGCAAAUGUUUUUAUGUGGACAGAAAUGUUGAAAAUGUGAGUGCAGUUUCUAAAUAUGUGAUUGGUAAUACAAUACAAGAACACAUUUUCACUUUUUAAACUGAUAGAAAACGUCUAAAAGUAUGUUUAAAGAAUUUUGGGAUUAUAAUGUCUAUAACAUGAUACACCAACACAUUAAAUCUGUGCUAUUAUACAGAGUAAGCGUCAAAUAUGCAGCGCCACAAUUAUUUCGGAAGCGACUUGCAAGAUUUGUAUAAAUUUUAGAUUUUAAGGGUUUUUUAAUCGCAAACUAUAUUUGUGAUGUCAGAUUUUUCAAUUUUCUGGAAAUAUAAUGAUUUUGGCUACUUCGAAUAGACUAUUCUAAUUAUUUUUUGUUCACACAAUUCUUAAAAAAUAAUUUUCGCGUAAUAUUUGCUACUCAAUUGCCAUGUGCAUUAUAGAGAUAAUUCAUUCAAUAUCCUAAUGGAAUUCUCAAGUCUACUGUUAUGAAAUGCUACAGUAAAAUAGAUGUUCGUGUCAAAAUAAAUCCAAGUUUGAGUAGGUAAGCAGAGUAGAAACCUCUUAAAACAUAAAUUAAUACAAGCCAAGAGAUUUUUAAAGUUUUACAAUAUAUUUUCUAACAUCUCCGAAAUUAUGGCAAUUACUUAUAAAUAACAUUACUGAAACAUAUUUCCCAAUAUUUCAAGGUGAUGUUUUUUGAAGAACAGUCUAAUUAUAUUUAUAGAUAAACGAAACAUCUGACAACAAUGUAAAUAACAUAAAAUCGUGUAAGUUGUUUCCGAGAUAAUUGCGGUAUUCCAAACUUAAAAUACUUUAUGUAUGCAUUUUUUGUAAAAUUGAAGUGUGUUAGAAAUUAAUAGUUUAGAGAAUUUUCAGAUAUUUGUAAAUAAAAUGUUUUAAACUGA